ACAGGGAAUUCAGUCUUACGGGACCGUUUGUGGCGUUUGAGAGUUGAGAGUUGAGACGCGAAGAAGAGAGAGAGAGAGAGAGAGAACACAGCGGCAACGUGUCUUCACAGGGCUCUCCUCACUUGACAUCUUUGUUCUGUCAGAUUAUCUGAAGAUUAAAUCCGGAUUACAGCGGCCGUUAGGGAAGAGGAAGAGAGAAAGGAGAAAAGAUCUCCGAAGUGAAGCAGAGAGCUCUAGUCUCCUCUUGUUCGUUUUCACUCUGCUUUUGUGAUUAGUUUAAUUUCUUCAAAAUGGCGAGCUCGGUCGACAAGGAAGCUCAGACAGGUGCCCAUGACGAAGUUGUCUCAGUAGAACUCCCAGCUCCUCCUGGUUGGACGAAAAAGUUUAUGCCCAAGAAAGGAGGGACACCAAAGAAGAAUGAGAUCAUUUUCAUUGCUCCAACUGGGGAGGAGAUCAGUAGUAAAAAACAGCUGGAACAACACCUCAAGUCACGCCCUGGUGGGCCUGCAAUAACUGAGUUUGAUUGGGGCACUGGUGAGACACCCAGGAGAUCCGCAAGAAUUAGCGAAAAGGCCAAGGCAACUCCACCACCGGAACCUGAGCCUCCAAAGAAACGAAGCAAGAAAUCACCAGCAAGUUCGAAGAAAGAAAUCAAGGAGACAGAAGAGAAGAAAAAAGAUAACAUGCAAGAUGCUGAGAUGUCUGAAAAGAAUGAGGAAACAAAGAAAGAGGAUUCUGUUGACAAGGAAAAUCCAGGUGGGAAUGAAAACAAAACUCAGGAAGAUACGGAACCAACCAAGAAGCAUGGUUCUGAAACAGAAGAAACUGCACUCGAAGGAGCCCCAGUUGAGAAAAAGAUUGAAACGGAAAAUGACACUGAGGUAAUCAAGAAGGAUAAUAUGGGUACAGAAGCCGAAUCAGCUGAAAAGAUCCAAGAAGAGAAGGAAAUUCAAAUGUCAGAUGCAGCCGAAGUGGCCACCAUGGAUGAUGCUAAAAAAGAAGUUAAAAUGGAGGAGCAGAUCCGUGAAAAGGUGGUGCUGCCACAAGCAGAAGCUGAGAAAAAUGAUGGACCAAAUGAUGGGGAACAAGAGAAACCAGAGGAAGUUGUUUCCAAUGAAGUGAACAGUGAAGUGGAGCUAGGCAAUAAAGAGAAACUGAACAAAAGUGCAGCCGAAAAAGUGGAAGAGAUCAAAGAGAAACAAGCAGCAAAUGGAAACAAUGAGGGACAUGCCUUGACAGUUGAAGAGAAAGGCAAGAAAACAGAUGGGGAAGUGAUGGAGAAUGGCAGCCGUAACAGUGAGGCUGGUGAGUCCAACCCUCGAGAGGUUAAUUCAAUGGGGCGGGCUCCUACCCCCUCUGCAGUGAGCUGCUGAGUGCAUUUCUCCCUUUAAUGUCCAUGGCCUCUGCCCCUUCUUGGGUUCCUCUGGAUGACUGUAAUAUUAAUGUUGGUGUUGGAACUGAUUUAUACAUGUACCUUGGUAGGUUAGGCCUUUGAUGCAGCAAGUACUGUUGCAUUUAGUUGAUGUUAGUUGUACUUUGUAGUGAUCCCUGUAAUUCUAGGUGUCUGACAAAUCUGAUAUGUUCUGUUA
Molecule: messenger RNA, 1589 nt
Organism: Macadamia integrifolia
Lineage: Eukaryota; Viridiplantae; Streptophyta; Magnoliopsida; Proteales; Proteaceae
Product: methyl-CpG-binding domain-containing protein 11-like
Exons: 2
Coding region: 291-1373 (360 amino acids)
Molecular function (GO): DNA binding
Source: RefSeq, a predicted model, not a curated record